This is a messenger RNA of Plenodomus lingam JN3, 981 nucleotides long. RefSeq lists its product as uncharacterized. Gene Ontology annotation, molecular function: pectate lyase activity. The record is from RefSeq and is a predicted model, not a curated record. Lineage: Eukaryota; Fungi; Ascomycota; Dothideomycetes; Pleosporales; Leptosphaeriaceae.
AUGAAGUUCUCAGUUGUGUCUCUCGGCCUCAUGGCGGUCUCAGCUCUGGCAGCUCCUAUGCCCUCCCAGAUUAUCUCUAAGCGUGCCUGUCUCACCAAACGUGCUGCAUCUUUGGAAGAUGUUGCUACAGUUGGAUUCGCUACUCAGGGUGACGGCACUAGCGGUGGAAAGGGCGGUAAGACUGUCGAGGUUGCAUCGCUGAGCGAAUUGACUGCGGCUGUCAAGGGUGAUGAUGCUGCCAUUGUCCUCAUCACUGGCCCUAUACAGGGAAAUGCUGAGCAGGUCCGCAUCGGGUCGAACAAGUCGGUUAUUGGCAAGGAUUCUUCAGCCGUCCUCACCAAUGUUCAGCUUCGUGUCAAGGACGUCAAAAAUGUCAUCAUCCGUAAUCUUGUCAUCACCAAAGUCGUCGGUGCCGAUGCUAUAGGAAUUCAGAAGUCCUCAAACGUCUGGGUCGACCACGUCGAUCUCUCCUCAGACAAGGACCAUGACAAGGACUACUACGAUGGCCUCAUCGACAUAACUCAUGCUGCAGACUUCAUCACCAUCUCCGACAGCUUCAUGCAUGACCACUACAAGAGCUCUCUUGUUGGGCAUUCUGACAACAACGCCGCCGAGGACAAGGGCCACUUGACUGUCACCUACGCCAAGAACCACUGGAAGAAUAUCAACUCACGCGGCCCGUCCUUCCGAUUCGGCACCGGUCAUAUCUUCAACAACUACUACGAGAAUGUCUUGGAUGGCAUUAACACCCGCCAGGGCGCUCAGGUCCUUGUCGAGAACAACGUCUUCAUCGGCUCGAAGAAGGCGCUGUUCAGCACUGACGAAGGCUUUGCAGUUGCCAAUGGCAACAUUUUUGGAGACAGCCAAAACACUGCGCCAAAGGGAACUCUCACCAAGGCUCCCUACGAAGUCACAUUGCUACCUGCGGACGCUGUCAAAGAAGCUGUUGUUGGAUCUGCUGGUGCAACGCUCAAGUUUUAA